Monopterus albus (swamp eel) is the source of this 5783-nucleotide messenger RNA. RefSeq names its product glutamate receptor, ionotropic, N-methyl-D-aspartate 3A (gene grin3a). Gene Ontology annotation, molecular function: signaling receptor activity; ligand-gated monoatomic ion channel activity. The coding region runs from base 605 to 4309 and encodes 1234 amino acids. The record is from RefSeq and is a predicted model, not a curated record. NCBI's taxonomy places the organism in Eukaryota, Metazoa, Chordata, Actinopteri, Synbranchiformes, Synbranchidae. Gene Ontology annotation, cellular component: membrane. The transcript has 10 exons. Gene Ontology annotation, biological process: monoatomic ion transport.
CCAAGCAGCUCGCACGCGCUCUGGAGAGCUUCACCUCCGGUGUUUAACAAGGAGGGAAAUCAUUUAUCUUGAGUAGCGCGAUGAAGCAAUGCCUUCUGGAUGAUAAUGGGAUAAUUGGUUUUCCAAGCCAUCAGAUGUUUCCAGCGGUGGGUUACACUAUUUUGGAAUGUGUUUGAUGAGCACUGACCUUUUUUCCCCCGGCAUUUCCUCUUCUGCGCUUGCCUACCCCCUAUUUCAUAUUUUUGUCAGCCACUGGAAUAUAGGAAAAUUUUACCGCUUGAUCCCAUGGUCUGUUUAGUAAUCUGAAGGCUCGAAUGAUGAAAAUCUUUUGAGAUGAAAAACAGCGCUUUCAGGAAUAAUUUUUUGCUCGUGCGCCGCUCGUGCCUAAUCUCGCGCCUCAGCAGCCUGUUGUCUGUGUCCGUGGAGAAACGCACAACUUUACCGCGAGCUAGAGCUGGAGCGGGGGCUGCAGCUGGUCUCAGCGGUGCACCAGGGCCACACGCGAGGGGCCAGGAGGUGGACCAACAUAGCGGCCCCGGUGUUCGACCGGUCUGUGGUUGGACGGGGCAUCUGGUCCGGCUCUGGAGAGGUGAGGAUAUAGACGAUGGUGAUGAUGAAUGACCCAGCGACUCGAGCAGGCACCGGUGUCUCGCCACCAUUAUGUUUCCUACUGUGCGCUCUCGUCUUUCUCCCGCCGUGCGCUCACUCGCACCCGCAGCCGUGCCAGGUGCUGAAACGGAUCGGCCACACGGUUCGGGUCGGGACUCUGCACGUUCAGCCGCGGUUGAUCUCUUCCACUGCUGGCAGCAGUUCUGAGGACUGGGACACCAAGGGAGGCACGCGGCUGGACAUGGAAAAGCCGGAUAAAAUAAGUGCCAGGGCGCCUGGAUACUCAAACCUCAGGACUAGAGGCACCGUUAAUAGCCAGCGGGGGGGCAACAGGAGUAAGAGUCAGACAAGGCAGCGAGAGGAGAACACCUCGAGGGAGAACCGUGUGUUCGCACCCCGAGACUCAGUCCUGCUCGCUGUCGAGGCUCUGAACCGGGCCGGAGUGCUGCCCUACAAUUUAACUCUGGAGGUUGUCAUGGCCGUGGGGUCUGGACUCGGGGAGCUGCCAGCGUUCUCCUUCUCCUCCGAAGGCAGCUCCGAGAACGAGGACCCGCUGUCCUUCGUGGAAAGCGUGUGUCACACCGUGGUCGUGCAGGGAGUUUCCACCAUGAUCGCCUUUCCACGGAACCGGGAUGAGUUCGUCAAGUUGGAGUUUGUCUCGCUGGCGCUUCAGGUGCCAGUCGUCAGCGUUGUGCAGAGGGAGUUCAGGCGCCACAGUGAGAAUCCUCUCCAUUUCCAAAUGGUGAUGCGGACUGUAGAGGCCCCAACAUCCCGCCUCCUCUACUCUCUGCUGAUGAUGAAUGGCUGGUGGGACAUCAGCGUUCUGCUCUGCCAGGAAUGGGACAUUAGCGACUUCCUUGCCCUCAUCAAAAACAACACUCGUUUCCACCUGGGCACUCUUGUUAAUCUAACAACUACCACCUCAAACUCGUCACUGUCUUCGUUAUCAUCCUCAGGAGUGGAGGCAUCGUUGUCAUUAGCACCUUCAUCUUUUAUCUCCACUGCUUCUUCAUCCCCCCCCUCCUCUAAAUCAGACCAGCAGCAAGCUCUCAUGCGGCAGCUGGAGGCCUUGAGAGAACCUUCAUCCACAACAGCGGUGGUGAUAUUUGGGUGCGACAUUCGGGAGGUGCGCCGCAUAUGGACAAUGGUCACUAGAAUGAUGCUCCCAGAGUUUCACUGGAUCUUAGGGAACAGCCAGAAUGUGACUGAACUGAGAACAGAGGGAUUGCCCCUGGGGCUAGUGGGCCACGGGCUCAUGGGGUCCCCUUCUCUGGAUCACUACGUCCACGACUCACUGGAGCUGGUGGCACGAGCAGUGGGCAGCGCAGCACUAAAGAAUCCUGCUUUGGCACUCAUACCGGGGACAACCAACUGUAUGGAUGUACAGCAGAGCAACAGGAGCUCAGGGGAAUACUUAGCAAGAUUUCUAUCCAACACAUCAUUUGAUGGCCAGAGCGGUUUUUUAUCCAGAGAGAGUCAAAGCCAGAAUGUCAUCUCCGAGGCCCAUCACUAUAUCUGGUCCCUCCAGCUGGACCCUCUAGGUCUGCCAACCUGGACCCGCCUGGGGCGCUGGCGCAGGGGAAGAGUUCUGAGGGACCGGGGAGCCUGGCAAAGCCACCUAGGUUCAGGAGGGGGUGGUGACUGGCGCCGACCCACACGGCUGCACAUGCGGGUGGUGACGUUGGUGGAGCACCCCUUUGUGUUUACUCGCGAUGUGGAUGUAGAUGGGUUGUGUCCCGCAGGCCAGCUGUGUCUCGACCCGCUCACUAAUGAAUCUUCAGUUUUGGAAGGACUUUUCCAGAACCUUGCAGGACCAAACGGAUCUGUUCCCACUGAGCUGAAGAAAUGUUGUUAUGGUUAUUGCAUUGACCUGCUGGAGAAGCUAGCAGAGGACAUGGGCUUCAGUUUUGAUCUCUAUAUCGUCGGUGACGGGAAGUAUGGGGGACUCAAGAACGGUCGCUGGACAGGAUUGGUGGGGGAUCUACUCAGUGGUGCUGCUCACCUGGCAGUGACUUCUUUUAGCAUUAAUUCAGCCAGAAGCCAAGUUAUUGACUUCACCUCACCUUUUUUCUCCACCAGCCUGGGAAUUCUGGUUCGCACUCGCGACACAGCUGCACCCAUUGGAGCCUUCAUGUGGCCCCUCCACUGGUCCAUGUGGCUCGGCAUCUUUGUCUCCCUCCAUGUCACCGCCAUCUUCCUCACCCUGUAUGAGUGGCACAGCCCAUUUGGUAUGACGCCCCGUGGACGCAACCGCGACCGGGUUUUCUCCUUUUCCUCAGCACUCAACGUGUGCUACGCUAUUCUUUUUGGGAGAACGGUUGCCAUCAAGCCACCAAAGUGCUGGACAGGUCGUCUGCUGAUGAAUCUCUGGGCCAUCUUCUGUCUGUUCUGUUUGUCCACUUACACUGCUAACCUGGCUGCUGUCAUGGUCGGGGAGAAGACCUAUGAACAGCUGUCAGGGAUACAUGACCCAAAGCUGCACCAUCCCUCUCAGGGAUUCCGAUUUGCCACAGUGAAAGAAAGCAGUGCAGAGGACUACGUCAAGAAGAGUUUCCCUGAGAUGCAUGAGUACAUGAGAAGAUACAAUGUACCAGCAACACCAGAUGGAAUACAUCAUCUCAAGGCUGACCCUCAGAAACUGGAUGCAUUUAUCAUGGACAAAGCUCUGCUGGACUAUGAGGUCUCCAUAGAUGCAGACUGUAAAACCCUAACUGUUGGAAAACCCUUUGCAAUAGAAGGCUACGGCAUUGGCCUCCCUCAGAACUCUCUACUCACCUCCAACAUCUCAGAACUUGUUAGUCAGUACAAGUCAGAUGGCUUUAUGGACACGCUGCAUGACAAAUGGUACAAGGUUGUGCCCUGCGGGAAGCGCAGUUUUGCUGUGACUGAGACGCUGCAAAUGGGCAUAAAGCAUUUCUCCGGCCUGUUUGUGAUGCUGUGUGUGGGCGUGGCCUUAUCUCUACUGACCACAAUAGCAGAACACAUUGUGUACAAGCUGGUGAUCCCAAGGGUCAAAGAGCCGCGCUUCAAAUAUUGGUUGCACACCAGCCAGAGAUUACACCGGGCCCUCAACACAGUCUUCACUGAUGACAAACUACCAAGUGUUACCAAGCCUGAGAAGAGGUGCAAUGAAGGAAACAACCAGUCAGCAUCUUGGAAUCCUACAGAGUCCUCCCACUGCAACAGGCGAAGAGUCCUUAAGCAAGAGAUGCAGAAUGACCUGGAACAUUCAUCUUCCCAGGGUCUUCCUCCGCCACCGCCCCCAUCUCCCCUUCUUCAUCACCAUUCCCUUCCCCUGCUGGAGAAACACCUACCCAUAGUGACCACUUCCAACGGUCGCUCUGACCUGUUAGGGCGGGCACUGGGCCAAGGACUGGGGCCAGGGCAGGCUGGCUCUGUACAUGGCAUAACACAGUGCCGAGGCUUGGGUGUGGGAGACUGCGGCCCUGGCUUGGCUGCGGGCCAGAACCCACUGGCUCAGGAGUUAUCUGAACUGGAGGGUCAAAUCCUUGUAAUCAAGCAGCAGCUGCAGUCAGCUAUGAGGAGGAAGAGAGAGCUAGAACAGUACCAAUCAGAAAACCAGCAAGCAAACCAGACUGUACCUAGUCAGCCAACUACACACCAGUCUAACCAGUUUUCUCAGUAUACCCAGUCCCACCAGCAGACUAAUCAACACACAAACGCACUUCCGGAGUUCUGAAACUUUUCUCCUCUGUGUUGCCUAGAGAAACUUGGUUAGAUUGGACACAUUUCUAAAACAUCCUGUAGGGUCUGGAGAGGAUCCUAGUCUGAGUUCUGGAGCAGGAACCUUCACAGCAGAAGCCUUCUUGAGGCUCAGGAGUACCCCUGAACACUGGACUGAGAUCUCCGGGGAUCAGAUUGUGUUCUGUAAAUCCAAUAGGACAUUCGCUCACUUCUGGAAUGUGAGAUUUGAUAGACAAAAGGCACUGGUCACAGGUGAACCAGGGAUCCUGAACUGAAUCUGUUCUCACAAGCUUGCUGCUGUCACUAAAGAGCUGUGAAACCCUUUCCUCUUCUUAAUGUCUGCCUUUUUCUUCACCUCGUAUUCACCUCUUUCUAAGCCUUCAGUUUUUCUUUUAUUUGCAUUCCUAUUUUUUCUGCUCCUUCCCUUUGUCUCUGCCAUCCCUUUCCUCUAAGCCUUGUCACUUCUAAGGUACAGAUUUGCUUGUCAUGACAAUAAGCUUGAUUAUACAGUAGAUAUGAUGACUCUUUGGUAUUUAAGCUUAAUGGGCUAAUUCACUUGAGUCUUAUGUUGAGAAUCACUAAGAGUGUAAAAUGGCCUGAGGUUGAACCCAAUCCGUUAAGUCUUUAUGUCCUCGUAUCUUUGGGGGAAGAGAUGGAGAUUUGCAACUGCUGCUGAAUGGUUGAUUUGACCAUUGACACCCUGAUGCUUCUGGCCUUUGAUAGUGAGUUUAGUUUGACUUGGGGAUUUUUUUUUUUUGUAAGUCUUUUGAGGAUUGAUGGGCUGUUGUUACAAGAAGAAAAACAAGAAAAGAUUCAAAAUGUUUGACAGGAUAACUCUAUAUUUAUCAAGAACAUCUGGUUGGUAGUGUGUGGUGGAUUAUGGGACAAUCCAACAUUUUAUGGAUCACUGUUGUCCUGCACUUCAUGGAUGCACUUCUAGUUUCUUAAAGGAAGCUGCACCUAAAGUUCAUCAUAUAACUUGUCAGAGUUUAAGUUAUGGUCAACAGUGUUUCUUUUUCAUGUGGGCUUCAGGCUUAUAAACAACAUGGGAUAUGAAAAAAUAGUAAAAUACGCUGUACAGAAAUGAUAAUAAGUAAAAGAUCCUUCUUCUUUUCUUGCCAGGUGUCCCCCCAAAAAAAUACUUUUUUGCUCAGUCUCUUGAUAUCAUACCGGUGCUCUUGUAACAUCAUGAUACAAUAAACACAGGAUUGUGUUUUGGUACAAAGCUACUGUUAAAUAGAGGAAGAUGUCAACAUGAACAUACUGUAGACCACUACUCAAACUCUGACUGUUUAUUUUAUUAAUGAUGAACAUUCACAUGUGAACACACUCAAACAGUGAUGAGUUUUUUUUGCAUUUUUUCUGUUUGAAUUUCGGUGUGUUCUGUUAUUAAAUAAUUACCUCUACUCUUCUUGCACUUAAUUGAAAUGAAACCUUUAUUUUUUUGGUCCCCAUAAAAUAUUGUAACC